This is a messenger RNA of Frieseomelitta varia, 1003 nucleotides long. RefSeq lists its product as uncharacterized. Bases 242 to 574 code for a protein of 110 amino acids. The transcript has 3 exons. The record is from RefSeq and is a predicted model, not a curated record. Lineage: Eukaryota; Metazoa; Arthropoda; Insecta; Hymenoptera; Apidae.
GGAAUUGUAUGACCCAUAAUAACCUGUAAUACCAAAGGUGCGAGAAAUAAAGAACCGUUUUAUCUCGCUGGUAAUUCGAAUCCACGAACCUCCGUCUUUCGCCAUAAUGCAAUAAACCGCUCACCACUUGGUGCGUCUGGUUCGUUUCUCUUGCUCCUGGCCUUGGAAAGUAUCUCCUAGAUUACUAAUUCGGCGCAAUUUAGCCGGAGAUCGCUCAAGAGCAAUCAUAGCACGUGAACUUAUGCGAAGAACCGCGAACCUGGGCGUUGUCCGUGGCAAGGUCUCGGAGAGCACGAACGUUGGCUGCUUCAGUGAGAGGAAAAGUGGAAAAUCGAGGUGCACGAGCUGGGCUCUCUGUCGGCUGACGAAAUUGAAAAUUCAAUCGAGAAUUGAAGAAAGUUCGUUGCAGAGAGCCGAAUUACACUCGCACUCAAUCAACUGGGGAGCUGUCCACGCGAUUGCAGACAAAUUGUCAAACACGGUGGGAAACGAUCCUUCAAACGGGACAGUGGUUGCGGCAGGAAAGCAAGAAACACUCGGUUGUCAAUGGGAUAUUGCGCCGGAACGGUGCUAAUGACAAAUCCUCGUAAGGUAGCGGCUGUUAAAUCCCCGGUGUCGUAGAAAUCUCGCGCGAUAUAGUCAUCCUGUCACCGGUUUUAUUCGAGUGAGUGCCGUUCGGCCAUUAUGCAGAACGCGCACGCAAUUACACCGAUCAUUAUUAUUACCGCGAAGCUAUUUGAAUGCGGUGAACGGUCGCACGGAAUCGGAGCAUUGCGACGUGGAAACGAUGGAAAAUAAUGGCUCUGAGACACGAGAUGGAAGAUUGGAACGCAAGGUGAAGAAACCUCGCCUCUCGAUCGUUAGAUUUCCUUACACCUUCAUUCCUUUCUGCUGUUCCUUUCUUCUUUUUCUUUUUUUUAUUACAGUUGACACACGAAAUUAUAGCGAUACGAAUUCCUGUUAAUCCGACGAUAUUCCAUAGAGUGAUUUCUUUGUAAUUUAA